AUGGCCAAGUUUGUCUCUUUCUUCGGCCGCCUGUUGCUGGCGCUGAUCUUCAUCACGUCCGGCUUGGACAAGUUCUCGAACUUCGACGCCGAGACGGGCGGGCCGUCGGGAAAGUACAUGGCGCCCAAGAUGGACGCCUUCCGGGAGGCCUUCGCGGAGAGGACCGGGAUCCAAUUUCCCCUUCAGAAGGAGCAGUACCCUUACAUCAUCCUGGCGUCGGCGUUCCUCGAGGUGGUGGGCAGCGUCCUGUUUGUGGCGGACUCGUCGGUGGGGGCGCUCAUGCUGAUGGUGUUCUUGAUUGGCGCCACGCCUGUCAUGCACAACUUCUGGGACGUCCAAGAUAGCACACAGAUCUCAGAGAUGAUAAACUUCAUGAAGAAUCUAUCCAUUUUCGGAGGCCUGCUGGCGUACACAGCUGCCCGGAGGGAAGCUGAAGCUGUUGCAAAAUACAAAGAAGACUGA
Messenger RNA from Ostreobium quekettii, 462 nucleotides. Lineage: Eukaryota; Viridiplantae; Chlorophyta; Ulvophyceae; Bryopsidales; Ostreobiaceae. The record is from the annotation of a GenBank genome assembly.